UAUGCAAAAAUAUUUACUGUCGACACUGAGGAUAUCAUCAUGCCUUUGUUUACCUGUGAGUUUAGACAGAAAACUUGUCCGCUUCCAUCAGUGUCAGAUUAACUUUUAGAACAGUGCACAGUAGUAAUCAAAAUGGCAAGUGAUAGUGACGACAGUGUAGAAAAUUUGAAGCCCUAUGUUGACCGUCCAAUCGUCGAUUUCGCAGAUUUUGUCCGCGGUCAGGAAGAUUUAGCAAAAAGGGUAAAAGCUUUUAAAAAAUCACGAAAAAAAUUGGUGGAGACACAACAGGCCAUAGAAGCUUUAUCAAUGGAAAUGGAUGCAGCAGUGAAGACCGCUUCAGAGGCAAUAAAAGACAUUGAAGAAAUCAAGGAAAAUAUGUUGAAAACUAUGGAUAAGAAUCUAAGAGAAAAGCUAGAAAGAGAAUUGCUAAUGCUGCAGCAAGGACAACAAAGGCAGGACAAGCAAGAAAUCGAGAAAGUAGAAGAAAAGGAACAAGAGGAAGUGGAUGAAUCAAAAGAGCAAAAGCAAGGAGAUGAAGAAAUAGAAAAGAUGGGAAAUAAGGAACUGGAGGGAAAAGAAAUGGAGGCGAGGAAAGAAAAGAAGGAAGAGAAAGAAAAAGAGGAAAAUAAGGCAGAGGAAGAAAAGGAAGAAAAGAAGAUAAAGGAGAAACAUAAAAUGGAGGAAGAAAUGAAUCAGGCAACGAAAUCAACCUCUCAGAAGUCAGAGAAGCCGGUCAAAAAAUCUAAAUCAAAAAAAUAAGUUCUAGCUUUGAAAUAUUUACUAAUUUAUAUUAUAUUAUGAACUAGCAAAUUCAAAUAAUUGUCGAUAUUAAUGAAUUUAUUAUUAUAAAGAAAUUAUGGACUCAACAUUUCUUCCUAAUAACAUAGUCUGAUCUCAAUAUUUACGCAUAAGGUUCAACUGCAUGUAAAGAAAAUUAAUACAAAAUAUAAAGAUAAUCCAUUUUCCGAUCGUUACAUAUAAA
This is a messenger RNA of Cephus cinctus (wheat stem sawfly), 982 nucleotides long. RefSeq names its product protein PXR1-like. The transcript has 7 exons. The coding region runs from base 133 to 759 and encodes 208 amino acids. The record is from RefSeq and is a predicted model, not a curated record. NCBI's taxonomy places the organism in Eukaryota, Metazoa, Arthropoda, Insecta, Hymenoptera, Cephidae.